GAAGCAGCAGCAGCAAGUGGGAACACCCAGCCAGAACCAUGGAGGACCAGCGUGACCUCAUCUCCAACCAUGAACAACUGCCCAUUCUGGGCCAGCACCCCAGAACCCAGGAGAGCAAGUGCAGCCGUGGAGCCCUGACCACAGGCUUUUCUGUCCUGGUGGCCCUACUCCUGGCUGGCCAGGUCACCAUGGCCUACUUCCUGUACCAGCAGCAGGGCCGGCUGGACAAGCUUACAGUGACCUCUCAAGAGCUGAAACUGGAACAACUGCGCUUGAGCCUUUCAACGGUUGCCAAGCCUGCCAAACCUUUGGGCAAACUCCGAAUGGCUGCUCCCAUGAUGAUGCAGCCACUGUCCAUGGCAGGACAGCUUCAGAGGCCCCUGCAGAAUGCCACCAAGAACGGCAAUGCCACGGAGGACCACGUGAUGCACAUGCUCCUGAGGUCUGACCCCCUUAAGGAGUACCCACAGAUGAAGGGAAGCUUCCCAGAGAACCUGAAAUUCCUCAAGAACACCAUGGGGACCGUGGACUGGAAGGUCUUCGAGAACUGGAUGCACCAGUGGCUCCUGUUCGAAAUGAGCAAGAACUCCCACGAAGAGGUCAUGGAGGCUCCAACCAAAGUGCUGACCAAGUGCCAGGAGGAGGUCAGCCGAGUCUCUGCCAUUCACCCGGGCUCGUUCCGUCCCAAAUGCGACGAGAAUGGUGACUAUAUGCCACUCCAGUGCUAUGGCAGCAUCGGCUACUGCUGGUGUGCCUUCCCCAACGGCACAGAGGUUCCCCACACCAGGAGCCGGGGGCAGCCUAACUGCAGUGAGCCCCUGGACGCUGAGGAUCCAUGGUCUGGGCAGGGUGUGUCCAUCCCAGUUAUGUGAGAGUAGCAGACGCAGAUGCCAGCUCCCAGGCGCCAA
Suncus etruscus (white-toothed pygmy shrew) is the source of this 908-nucleotide messenger RNA. RefSeq names its product CD74 molecule (gene CD74). Gene Ontology annotation, biological process: positive regulation of cytokine-mediated signaling pathway; intracellular protein transport; positive regulation of macrophage cytokine production. The transcript is spliced from 9 exons. Gene Ontology annotation, molecular function: MHC class II protein binding; cytokine receptor activity; macrophage migration inhibitory factor binding. The record is from RefSeq and is a predicted model, not a curated record. Gene Ontology annotation, cellular component: membrane; cytoplasm; cell surface. NCBI's taxonomy places the organism in Eukaryota, Metazoa, Chordata, Mammalia, Eulipotyphla, Soricidae. Bases 39 to 872 code for a protein of 277 amino acids.